CCCACUGUUGAAGCAUGUGCCAAUGGAAUAGUACACAUCAGUGAAUGUUUGUGCUGAGGUUUGGCUUUGCCACACAGCAUUGCUUAGACUCUGAGGAGGGAGGGAGGGAGGACUGAGACAUGAGGGGGGAGUUCUGAACAUGAUAUGUGGCCAGAGCUGGUGUGUGAGUGAAAUAACAGGCACGUCUGCAUUCCCCUUCCUUAGGGAGAGCACAUACAGGAGAGAGAUUUCUCCUGAGGAUGUCCUAAAAUGCUUCCCGUAGAUCCUUGCUUCUUACCAUGUGACUUGUAGACUCUUUAUGCACCUGGCUGGUCAGGGUUUCCAGCUCUCUCCUGAUCGUGGCAGCGCAGGGUGAGUCUGCCUUUCAUUGCAAUACAUUAUGUUGCUGUCAGGAACAACAUGCUUUAGUUGGGUUGAUCACAAAAGAGAAGAAAUUGUCUUGAACCACACAAAGCCAAAAUCUGCCCCAAAAUGGGGAGGACUGGUUUAUUGAUAUGGUCAGUAAUACUAUGCAUAUCUGUGGAAAAAAUAGAGGCUUCAACAGAAAAUGGCUUCUCGUUUUUAAAGGUUGGUGCAAUCAGUAACGAGUCACAAUGCAGGAGGGAGUGCAAACUUGCCAAGCUCUCAGGAGAACUUCCCUGUAACUGGUCUGUACUGGUACACAACCAAUGUGUCUUUCUGCAUUGCUAUAAUCUGAAGCUUUGUCGUAAGGCUGGAUCAAGCCAAAUAUUACAGAGGUUGUUCGACAAAAAACCCCAUAUGGAAAGAAGAAAAAGAAAUGAUCGAAAAUCUGUUGCCUAUAGGAACACUGCAUAUAAAUUAAAACGAUCCCUAGCAAGGAGAUUUGUUAAACAGAGUCGGGCUGUCAAAAGGCAAUCAGUUUCAGAUGAAACCGUUGACACACACAAUACAACUUCUACCAGCACAGAGGGUUCUCUGACCGCUACAGCAACUGGCCUUACAACAACUGCAAAGCCAUCAACUACCACAUCCAUUUUAAUAACAACUGCUAUAAAGCCAUCAACUUCCACAUCCAUUUUGACAACUGCUACAAAGCCAUCAACUUCCACAUCCAUUUUGACAACUACUACAAAGCCAUCAGCCACCACAACUACAAAGGCUUCGACCACCAAAUCGGCUGAGACAACAACAACGUUGUCAACCAGCACUUCUGCUAUUACAGCAACCACCAGCGAACCAGCCACUCCAACAACAAUACUUAACCCUACAUUCAACACAAAACGUCAUGUAGACAUAGUAACAAACACAACAGCUGUUUCAAAAACCCAAGUUGCAACUGAAAUGGCAGAACAAUUACAUCCAUUAUCCACCAUAAAGCAAAUAGGAACAGUAAGCACUAUGUCAAAAACAUUUCCAACAAAUGUAAUAAGCUUAACUACCAAAACGUUAUCAUUUGAACAGGAAACUUCUAAGCAAACAAUCAAUUUUACCUUAACCACCAAAUCUACAACCACAAAAGCCACAACCUUGCAGCCAACCUUAGAAAUAGACUUGUUGACUACCACAAUGUCCGAGGUUGCACCAACUACCUCCUUUCAAGCUACAACCAUGAUAACCACUGCAAUAACCACAUUAUCAACCACCGCAGUGCCAACUUCAUUGUCUGCCACAGUGCCAACACCAUCCACUGAAGUGCCAACAGCAGCAUUGACCACCGCUGUGCCAACAACCGCAUCAACCACCACAGUGCCAACAACAUCAUUGACCACCAUAAUGUCAACAAAUGUAGUUCCUGAUAUUUUGUCAUUAAUGACAAGUGCCACACAGUCCCCAGACAAGAUAACUAUGCCAACACCCAAGCAAACUGCAUUUCCCUCUACUGUUUCCAACAUUGGUUCAACUGUUGGAUUAUCAGCAGAAGUUACAAGCCAAAAUAAAGAUGAUGGGGGUGUAUAUGAUGUCUCGGAGGAGGUAACAAAGCAAGUCCAGAAUACUAGUUUUUUGUUAGCAGUGCUUUUGUUGGGGAACUUAUUGUUCGUAGCUAUUAUAGUUGUGUUUUCUCUUCAGGCUUAUGAGAGCUAUAAAAAGAAAGACUAUACUCAAGUAGAUUACUUAAUUAACGGAAUGUAUGCAGAUUCAGAAAUAUGAAGCCAAUAUGCGAACUUAUUUUCAUCAUUUCAUGGGCAUAAGCAAUUUAUUUACUGUUUACUUUAUUUACUACUAGCAAAGCUACAUCAAGUCUUAACAUCCAAAGUGAACAAACUACAACUCUAAUUGAAUUCUUGGCUGCUAAAUGGUAAGAACUAAAUGGUUUCAUAGGGUGGAUAGAAGUAGUGUGUACCUGAGCUGCCUAAAUGUGCUAAAUUCUGAAAGUAAACAGUAACUUUCUGAGGUUUUCAUUGCAGAAUUUAUAUUAAAACACAUUCCAUGGCAAUGAAAAGUGUGACUCUUCUAACAAAAACUUACAGUUUGUACAGAUCUAAGCAGACCUUAACUGACUUGUGGUGCUCCUCAACAGAGUUCAUCCUGGGCUUGCAUUUCAUGGACCUCUAUACAUUGAAUAACAUUCAAUAAACUUGCACAUCAAAGCCUUCUAGUUUCACAGAUCAUAUGGUACAUGUGUGCAAUCACGAGCCUGAUCUAUUGUUAUAGUCUCCACCCUUUGUUUUUCCAGUGUAUUUCAAAAUGGUUGUAAAACUUAUAAGCUUCCAUCUUGGAUGGGAACCUUUUGUUUGAUUUUGCAAUCAGUCAUUAUAAGGAAGAGCAUACUUAACCCAUAUAUGCUUUGCUUAUGGGGAAACCCCAGCACAUAAUUUUGGGAAGAGGUUUUACAUUUUGUGUAAUGUUCUUUUGAUGAAUUACAGGUUUUAUACAUAUGAAGUGCUUCCAAAUUGCGUGUUGUGCAGCCGAGAUAGUUGUGCACACUGCGAUUUUCCCUUCAGCAAGAUGAGUGAAUAACAUGUUAUCCUAAUUAUACGUAAAUAUAAAUAUAUUUUGUUACACAUCAA
Messenger RNA from Xenopus laevis (African clawed frog), 2969 nucleotides. RefSeq lists its product as uncharacterized. The coding region runs from base 472 to 2109 and encodes 545 amino acids. The transcript is spliced from 4 exons. Lineage: Eukaryota; Metazoa; Chordata; Amphibia; Anura; Pipidae. The record is from RefSeq and is a predicted model, not a curated record.